Oryzias latipes (Japanese medaka) is the source of this 7101-nucleotide messenger RNA. RefSeq names its product RIMS binding protein 2a (gene rimbp2a). The record is from RefSeq and is a predicted model, not a curated record. Lineage: Eukaryota; Metazoa; Chordata; Actinopteri; Beloniformes; Adrianichthyidae. Gene Ontology annotation, biological process: neuromuscular synaptic transmission. Gene Ontology annotation, molecular function: protein binding.
AUUUAUUUAUUUUUUUAACCCUAUUUAGACAGUUUGGUUGGAUAAACAUUAUUGUGAACGGGUGAAAGCUUAGUCAUAAAUCCUUUUUUUUUAUUUUUUUAUUUUGCUUGCUGCUCCCUCUUCAUCCUCUUGUUAAGUGCACCAUAUGGCCUCACAGCCUGUAUCCCUGCGUACCAGAGCGCAGCGACAGAAACUCUGAAUCAUUGCUGACUUCUUCAUCAGAAAGAGCAAAGAUCCUCAUGCGGGAGCUUUUUCGGGAAACGUAUCAACAAUCGGCCAAGCCUUUUUCCCUUGAAUCCAUGAAGAUCAUUUAUUCUAACCUCAAUCCAAGUGUUUUACAGUGAGUGUUUGAUUUUAGGGGGUUGGACUGGUAAAGUGAGGGGCCAGGCAGGACAGAAGAUCUCUGCUUAAGAAACUGAAGAUCAUCUUUUUUCAGGGUGACAAUGAAGGAACACACAUCCGGGGCUAAUGUGGAAGAUCUGUUGAGGAAAUCGCAGAUGGAGUUACAGUGGAUCCAAAGACAACUGGCUUUGAUGGCAGCAAGAAACAAACACCAGCCUCACCUGUACACAAAGGGAAAGUUAAAGCAUGAGGUUUCACCACAUCAGGCUGCAGGACAUUCAACAGCCUACAGUGUGAACCGCUUCCGAAUGCUGGAGGAGAAAAACCGAGCUUUAAAGCAUCACCUGGCUACACUUUGCCAGGAGAAACAGCAUUACAGGAAACUGAAAGCAAAGCUUCAGGCGGCCUUGCGAGAGAAAAAUCAUCUGAACUUUGAGGUGAUCAAGCACCAGCUGAAGGCGUCCAAAUAUGACCAGGUCCAGUCUGACUAUGACCAGCUAAGACAAACCUUCACUGUAGUGAGUCAAGAAAGAGACACGGCCCAGCAGCAGAAGAGCCAGCUCCAAGUCAAAGUUGAUAACCUUGAACAUGUUCUAAAGCUUAUGCACGAGGCAGUGGAGCUGAAGCAGCAGCUGCAGACAGAGUAUGAGCAAACCUUUGUGGCCCUUCACACCAAGCAGAAGGAGAUCAAUCGGCUACAAAAGGCUUGGGUUCAAACUGACCAGGAGCAUGAGGAAGCUCUACACCUGUUAAAGGUCAAAGUUCGUGACCUGGAACAGGUAUGCAGGUCAUUCAGUGAGAACCUCAACCAGCUUCCCAACGAGCUGCUGGACUAUUAUUUACAAUCAGCACCUGUGGAGAUAAAAUCUGAUCUCAGCUGGAAGAACCAGAUCCAGUCCACACAACGAGAAACACUCCCACCCACCACUGCUGGAUUUGAAGCCCAAUCAAAGAAAGGACAAACCCAACCCCCAGAACUGCGAUCCAUCAAAUCCAGCCCUGUGGCAACAGAGCGCCCCAACAGCUCUUCCCAGUUUUCCCCAUCAGAGAUGGAGGAUGAGGCCAGUCCAUCACCAAGGUCCAAACCUCGCUACACCGGCCAGGUCCGCCUCUGCACUGCCCGUUACAGUUACAAUCCUUACGAUGGACCAAAUGAGCAUCCGGAAGCAGAGCUCCCCCUUGUGGCUGGAAAGUAUCUGUACGUGUACGGGGAAAUGGAUGAUGAUGGCUUCUAUGAAGGUGAGCUGCUGGAUGGCCAAAGAGGUCUGGUCCCUUCCAACUUUGUCGAGUUUGUCCAGGACAAAGAAAAGCCAACUGGGGAGGGCGGAAAUGAUCUGGGCCCUCUGGAACACACAUCCCUAGCAUUAGUGCCUGUGGAUGGUGGCACCUCCCAGGAUGGCCUCCUGGGCUCCAAUAAUGCCCUGGUACCAUACAGCAACGGAACAGGGGGAACCUUGGACCCUGAGGACCUUGCUGAAGAUGUUGUGCCUUACCCCCGGAAGAUCAACCUAAUCAAGCAGCUGGCACGAAGUGUCAUUGUGGCAUGGGAGCCUCCAGUAGUGCCUUUGGGCUGGGGAAACAUCACCGGGUACAAUGUUUUGGUAGAUGGCGAGAUACGUGCCAGCAUGCCGUACGGCAGUCGGACCAAGUGCUUAUUGGAGAAGCUGGAUCUGGACGCCUGCGUUUAUCGCGUGUCAGUGCAGAGUGCCACCGACCGCGGCUUGUCAGACGAGCUGCGCUGCACUUUGCUGGUAGGGGCCAAUGUGGUGGUGGCGCCAUACGGCCUACGGGUGGAUGACAUCCAGCAGGACACUGCCGAGCUCUCGUGGUUGCCCAGCAACAGUAACUAUGCUCACACUGUGUUCUUAGAUGGGGUGGAACAUGCUGUGGUAAAGUCGGGAAGGUAUAGACUGCGCUUCCAUAACCUGAAGCCUCUGACAGUGUACAAAGUGACGGUGGUGGCACAGCCCCACCAGAUGCCAUGGCAACUACCUCUAGAGCAGCGAGAGAGGAAGGAAGCUGGAGUGGAAUUUUGCACACAGGCAGCAGGUCCAACACCUUUUUUCAUACAAGGCCCACCGCUGCCUCCACAUGAUGUUCAGGUGCUCUGUGGGCAAGGCCAGGGGGUCUUACAGGUCCGCUGGAAGCCUCCCAUGCUCUCUUCCACAGGCACGUCUAAUGGGGCAAAUGUCAUUGGCUACGCAGUCUGCACUAAAGGACAAAGAAUAGCGGAAGUGUUGUUCCCCAUGGCAGAUUACGUUACUGUUGAACUGUCGAGGAUUCAAUGCCUGGAGGCCAGGGAAGUCAUCGUGAGGACGCUGUCACUGCAGGGAGAAUCCCAGGACUCACAUGUCGCCGUCAUUCCAAACAACCUGCUUGUGCCUCUACCACCAAUUGCCCUGCCUCCACCAAUGCACCCUCGUGCGGGCCCCCCUCCCCAACCCCAUCCACAAGCUCACCUUCAAUCCCCUCACCUCCCUCACCCAACACCCCAGCACCCUGCUCUACCCCAUCCACAGCCACUCCCACCCAAUGCCCCGAAUCCUCAAACCCAUCCCCGACUUCCCCAUCCAUGUGGACCCUCGCAGCCUCAACUGCACCCCCAUCCUCAGCCCCAACACCCUCAGCCCCCCCACCCAGGUCCCAGACCCCACCACCUACUUCCUCUGUUGCCACACCCCCAUCCCCACCCUGUACCUCAAAGACCAAUAAGUGCCAGAGACCUAAAUGCCAAAGAGCACACAGUCCACCAUGGAGGAGCCCUCCCACCAGGCCAACCUGGCUGGGACCCAAUGCGAUCUCCUUCACAGCCUCCUGUGCCCAUGCAAGGCCACACCCUCGAAGCUCCACCCCAAGCCAAUUUGCGAUCCCCCUCCCCACAAAGAAUCCUUCCUCAACCAAGAGGUACGCUCAUUCCAGACACCGUGGCAAAAGCAAUUGCUCGGGAAGCAGCGCAGAGAGUGGCCGCAGAAGGUGGCAAGGGCACCAGGAAACAUGAGAGGUAUGGGGACCAGGGUCAUUCCUUUCACCAGCAUCAUUCUGAUGAGGAAGAAGAAGAUGAGGAAGGUUUUUCUCGAGGUCGUAGGAGAGGACCGUCAGUUGAUGAGUUCCUCAGAGGCUCUGAGCUGGGGAGGCCGCUUCACUAUAGUCACAAUGAAGAAUAUCACAGCGAAAGCAGCCGGGGCUCUGACCUGUCUGACAUCAUGGAAGAGGAUGAGGAGGAGCUUUACUCUGAGAUGCAGCUGGAAGAGGGACGUCGACGCAACUCACACAAUACACCCAAGAGUAACACUUCAGGAGGAGGUCAUCAUGACCGAGAAGGUGGGAGACAAAUGCAUCAUGGUGGACCCCACCCUCAAAGGAGACCCCUGAUGGUCCCCUCCAUCGAAGUAACUACUGAGAAUAAUAGUGAGAGAAACCACUCCCCCACCAUCGAGGAUGUUAACUGUGGCAGAGUAGCUCGGCACAGGAAGUGGGCAUCCCGCAGGCACACUGGCUGCAUCAGGCCUCGCCAUGAUGGCUACAGGGAUCGGGACCGCCGAUCUCCCACGUACUAUGAGGAAUCGGAGCCUGAGGAGCCCUUUCGGAUCUUUGUGGCUCUCUUUGACUACGAUCCUCUGUCCAUGUCCCCCAACCCAGAUGCAGCUGAUGAAGAACUCCCAUUCAAAGAGGGACAGAUUAUAAGGGUUUAUGGUGAUAAAGACACUGACGGCUUUUACAGAGGAGAAAUAAGAGGCAGAAUGGGUCUGAUUCCUUGUAACAUGGUGUCAGAGAUCCGAGCCGAUGAUGACGAGACCAUGGAGGAGCUCAUCAAACAGGGCUUUCUGCCUCUUUGCACCCCAGUGGACAGAAUAGAGCAGAACAGGCGAGGCCUUCGUCGAGAUCAAGCUUCGAGGAGGAUGGUGGCUCUGUAUGACUAUGACCCCAGGGAGAGCUCCCCCAACGUUGAUGUUGAGGCUGAGCUGACGUUCUGUGCCGGUGACAUCAUUGCUGUGUUUGGAGACAUUGAUGAAGAUGGGUUUUAUUAUGGGGAGCUCAAUGGCCAUCGUGGAUUGGUUCCCUCUAACUUUUUGGAAGAAGUGCCUGACGACGUGGAGGUGUAUCUCACUGAUACACCAUCCCAACACCCCCAGGAAGGGCCCACCAACCGCUCCAACACCAACUCUGCCACCACUGUACCGGAGGGAAAACGGGCCGCCCCAGAAACCAACGACACAGCCAACAACAUCUCUAUCCCCGUCCGGGCACCGUCUCCCAUCAUUCGCCCUCUCCUCCCCGGGACCAUGAGACCCCUCAGCCCCUCGAGGAGUUCCCAUAUCCCACGGGACCCCAGGGACUCCCAAGAUCUGGCAAACAAGAAGAAGAAGGGUCUUCUUUCCAAGGGAAAGAAACUGCUGAAGAGGCUCUCCCCAGUGAAAUAAAAACGUACAAGUUAAAAGAAACGUACGUUACUUGCCAUCUAUUACAUUGAAUUCUGAUUUAACAACCCCUGAUUGAGGACAGGAGCUUUGUCUUCUGAAUUUGGUGAGUUCAACACGUCCAGGAUCAGCGUAGUCAGCCAGCUGAAUGGUUAGAACCGGCAAUUCUCUGUAACCUGCAUCUGUGUGGUCAUCAACAGAUACAAAUCACAUAUGUUUUGUAUAGUGCUGUGCCAAAAUCAAGACUUUCAAACUCAAACAUAUAUAUUACUGUGAUCUAUUUUAAAUAAAGUUAUUUUAAAUGAAAAAAGCAAACAAAAACUAGGAUUUUCAUGACAGGAUCUUUCAUAUUUUCUUUAUUAUAGGGCAAAAAAGAGACAAAUAUUUAAAGCAGGGCAGUUGUAAAGAUGAAUUUCUGUUUUUCAAAAGCUUUUUUCCUGCAUUUUCAUGGAGGUGUUGUUAUCCUCUGCAAAACAAUAGGCUACACUGUUAUGUUGCAUUCUAUAAAGCAACACUUGGCUGCUAAAUGAAUCUUUUUCAGUGCAAUACUGUUGGGUUGGUGGUAGCAUCUGUAGGGAGAAUAGAGACAAAUUAGAUGCUACUGUUAAGAAGCUAAGAGUUUUACCAUUCCGGAUUGGGGCAUUAAAGCUUUGCAGACUCAGUGGCCUUUUAUAAAUUUGAACAACGACAUUGCUAACUAGCCUUGUCACCUUGAAGAAUCAAGUCAGUAACAUUUGUUGUCUUGGCUGUCAUGAAACGCCUAGUUUGAGCCAAAUUUUUGUGUCUAUCUUCCUGUUGCACAAAAGUGGGUGUUUUGUCUGAUGACUGAUUUAAACAAAAUAAAAUAAAAAAAGAGAAGUUUGCGUGCCUGUGCAAAUGUAUGGCAGUGUGUGGUGCAUUAUUGAUUUGCACUUUAUUUUUAAUCCACUUUUUUUGUCUGAUUUUUUCUUUCUUUUUUGUAAAAGAGAGAGGUCAUAGAAAUAACGGUCUUGUGAUCUGUUGUGACGUGCUGCUACUUACUUCCAUUGCCAUUGCAACGUUUUGUUUUUGUUGCCUCAUGCAUAUAUGGAACACAAAGAAGCCUAAAAAUCUAUUAAUCAAAAUGUCAACGCCUGCAUUGUUGUCUGAUUUUUGUUUGUGGAGAAUUAUUGCUUGAAUUUGAGUUCUGCUUGCACUUAAAAGUACACAAGGACUGCUAUGUACACAUUUAGUGAGUGUUAAAGGCUUAUUUAUGUGUGAUCAUUACAUAGGACUCUGUUAUCUGACCUCUUUUUUAUGUCACACUUCUGUAAUUGAAAUAUUGACAAAUUGAUGCUGAAAAGCUCCAACUGAUUUUUGUAAGCUGCUUCACAUUUCAGCAAAAUGGUUUCACAUGAGUUUAUUUUCUGUAUAUUAAUAAUCAGAAUUAACAAAUAGAAUUUAAGUGCUUCUUCUGUCAUAAAUGAAUUCCUGACUUUUUAUUAAAACAAAGUCAAAGCAAUCAAAUUCAUUAAAAAAAAAACCUUGAAAUGAAGAGGAAAAAUUACGAUAAUUUCUUUCUCCUUUACUUUUUUUGAGGGCAAAAAACAAACUGAGCCUGACUUCAUUUCCUGCAGCGAUUCUCUUAUUUUAGGAUGGAGUUAAAAAAGGUUCUAGAAAUUGUGACUCUGCAUGCAACACAUUUGUGAACUGAGACUAUUGGAAGUGAUCUAGAGCUAAAAUACCUGCAUCUAACAUAGCUUUAAUACAUUUCAUUUCAGUUUCUGAUGAUUUUGAAAUGUUUUUUCUUUUCCAUGUAUCUGGUCUUUUUGUGAGGUUGCACUUAAAAGAGGAUCAAACUGUUUUUUGGUGUGAAACAGGGUUCCAAUUUUGAAUCGACAUGUUUGACAUGUUUGCUCAUAAAAAGUGGCAAAAUUCUGGAAAAAGUUGCUUCUUUACACUUUGCUGUCAUUUCAUAUGUCGUAUAUUGUUUAUUACAAAACUGGUGUCCUCAAAACCAAAUCCUUCACCUGUAACUGGAUGUAGUGUCUCUCCUUCUAGCUCUUUUGUACUUUAAUCCAUUUGUAGACAUUUUCUAAACGUUUCUACUUGACUUUCUGAACGCCUUUUUAUUUUAGUGCACUGAGAUUUCCUCUCCGUGAGCAUUCAUGGUGUCCUUUCAGAUCAGAUGUGUCAGUCCACCACAUGUGCUUCCUUUCUGAAUCAAAGAUUAAGAAAAGGAAAAGAAAAAAAAAACAUAGAAAAGACUCACCAUUGUAUGAUAAUUUAAGAUGAUUACUGUAACUAUUUGUGAGUGUGCAUGUGAAAAUACCGAACUUUUGUAAUCAAAUUAAAUUUGAUAUUUUUUAGAAAAAUCCAUGAA